CAAGGGAGAGGCGGGACGAUAUUAAAAAUCAAUCAACCGCCCUUAGCUCAGGUAGCUACAGAGGAGAGCCGCUCUCCCUACAGGCGAUGCAGGAGCUUGCCAGGGUGAUGCACGCGGAGGGCUGUGGGGCGUCUAGCUCCCCUUUGGAUGGGGAGGCAUGAGGUAGGGUGGGCGGGGGACUCCAUAUCCCAGCAUGCCCCGCGCCGGGCCCUACCGGCCGCGACUCCGGGCUCGGCCCCGGCCCUAGCUCAUCUGCGGUGUGCCGGGGCGCGUGGAGGCAGCAGUCACGGUGGCGCCCGCGGGGACGGAGGAGGGAAUGAGUGAAGAGGAGCAGGGCUCCGGCACUACCACGGGCUGCGGGCUGCCCAGUAUAGAGCAAAUGCUGGCCGCCAACCCGGGCAAGACCCCGAUCAGCCUUCUGCAGGAGUAUGGGACCAGAAUAGGGAAGACGCCCGUGUACGACCUUCUCAAAGCCGAGGGCCAAGCCCACCAGCCUAAUUUCACCUUCCGGGUCACCGUUGGCAACACCAGCUGCACUGGCCAGGGCCCCAGCAAGAAGGCAGCCAAGCACAAGGCAGCUGAGGCAGCCCUCAAACACCUCAAAGGGGGGAGCAUGCUGGAGCCGGUCCUGGAGGACAGCAGUUCUUUUUCUCCCCUAGACUCUUUGCUGCCUGAAGACAGUCCGGUCUGUACUGCUGCAGUGGCUGCUGUCCCGGUUCUGCCUGCUGUCCCAACCAGGAGCCCCCCCAUGGAGGUGCAGCCCCCUGUCUCCCCUCAGCAGUCCGAGUGCAACCCUGUUGGUGCUCUGCAGGAGCUGGUGGUGCAGAAAGGCUGGCGGCUGCCUGAGUACACCGUGACCCAGGAGUCCGGGCCAGCCCACCGCAAAGAGUUUACCAUGACCUGCCGGGUGGAGCGUUUCAUUGAAAUUGGCAGCGGCACUUCCAAAAAACUGGCAAAACGUAACGCAGCAGCCAAAAUGCUGCUGCGGGUGCACACGGUGCCUCUGGAUGCCCGGGAUGGGAAUGAGGCGGAGCCUGAGGACGACCACUUCUCCAUUGGCGCAGGCUCCCGCCUGGAUGGACUGCGGACCCGGGGCCCAGGCUGCACCUGGGAUUCGCUGCGGAAUUCCGUGGGGGAGAAGCUCCUGUCCCUGCGCAGCUGCUCCCCGAGUGCCCUGGGUGCCCUGGGCCCUGCCUGCUGCCACGUCCUCACAGAGCUCUCCGAGGAGCAGGCCUUCCACGUCAGCUACCUGGAUGUGGAGGAGUUAAGCCUGAGCGGGCUCUGCCAGUGCCUGGUAGAGCUGUCCACACAGCCGGCCACUGUGUGUCAUGGCUCUGCCACCACCCGGGAGGCUGCCCGGGGCGAGGCCGCUCGCCGGGCCCUGCAGUAUCUCAAGAUCAUGGCGGGCAGCAAGUGAAGCCCCAGCUGGACUCACAGGCGGAUACCCUUUGCCCCACUCUGCACUUCCUGCCCUCUGGCCGGCCCAUCUGUUCCCCACUCUGGCGCCCUCAGGAGGUGCCCUCUCUACCUCUGACACUGCCUGCCUGCCCUGAGGCUGAGGAGGGCACAGGGCAAGGAACCAGCGCCUGUCACAGGGCUGAGCCUGCCUGUGAACCAUCCUCAUUUCACUGGUGGUGAUGACAACGUGGAUAGGAAAUUGGGGUGCUCCUUUGGAGCCCAUAAUAAACAUGCUGCUGCCUUGAUUCUUAA
Messenger RNA from Echinops telfairi (small Madagascar hedgehog), 1710 nucleotides. It is a transcript of the gene TARBP2, whose product is annotated as TARBP2 subunit of RISC loading complex. Gene Ontology annotation, cellular component: RISC-loading complex. The record is from RefSeq and is a predicted model, not a curated record. Lineage: Eukaryota; Metazoa; Chordata; Mammalia; Afrosoricida; Tenrecidae. Bases 317 to 1417 code for a protein of 366 amino acids. Gene Ontology annotation, biological process: regulation of siRNA processing; regulation of viral transcription; regulation of miRNA processing. Gene Ontology annotation, molecular function: pre-miRNA binding; double-stranded RNA binding; siRNA binding. The transcript has 9 exons.